AUGGUGGCGGCUAUUGAAGACGGUACGGGAGAGAUUGCAGAGGAGGAUGGAGUUGUUGAAUCAGGGUUUGAGCAGUCUGGGAACUUUGUUGGGGAAGCCUAUGAUCCGAGUGAUUACAUCGUGUCAGCAGGCCAGUCUGAGCCAAGUGUAGAAUUGCCAAAGAAAGCAGAACUGUGUGUGAUCCAGGGGGAUAGAUUUGAGCAGGGAACAGAUGAAGUGGCGGCUAUAGAAGAGGACUUUGCCAACCUACAAGGAUUAGGGAAGCUAGAAAAGAGAGGAAGGAUUAGGAAGCUCAUCUAUGAAAGAAAGGUUGAUAUUGUGCUUCUUCAGGAGACAAAGCAAGCUUCUAUUACUGAGAAUGUUGUAAGAGCUUUGUGGGGAAAGAGAAACAUGGAGUUUAUGGCUGUGGGCUCUGAAAGGACUGCUGGGGGUCUUAUUUGUAUAUGGGACCCAGAUUUCUUUCAGCUGGAGGAUUGUUAUAGUAAUAGAAGAUUUGUUAUCUUAUCAGGUACUUUGUUAAAUACUUUUGAGUGUACUAUUGUGAAUGUGUAUACCCCUAAUGAGGUAGGAAGUAGAUGUAAAUUUUGGGACUCCUUACUCAAGCUAAAAUCUGAAUUCCAAAAACCAUGGUGUUUGGGGGGAGAUCUUAAUGAGAUUAGGAAUAUUGGUGAAAGGGUGGGCUAUUCCAGAAGAGAUAAGGGAAUGAGGGAUCUAAAUUCUUUGAUUGAGAGUUGUGAGUUGCAUGAUCUACCUUUGCUAGGCAGGAAGUUCACAUGGUGCAAUGCUCAAGAUGGGGAGAAAUGGUGUAGGAUCGAUAGAAUUCUGCUUAAUCCAGAGUGGCUGCUGAAGUAUAAUUUCAAAGUUUGGGGUCUUCCUAGGCUUUUUUCAGAUCAUUGCCCUAUUUUGUUAAUGGAUGACGUGAGGGAUUGGGGGCUUAAGCCUUUUAGGUUCAUUAAUGCUUGGACUAGUCAUCCAAGUUUUCACUCUUUAGUGGCUAAGUUUUGGCAUGAAUCUAGCAUUAUUGGGAGGGCUGGGUAUGUCUUGUUUCAGAAACUGAAAAUUCUAAAGGUGGAGCUGAAAAAAUGGAAUUUUGAAGUUUUUGGAAACCUUGUUACAAAACUCAAGAAGGCAGAGGAGGAGUUGACUGAGCUGGAGAUUGUGGCUGAAGAUAGAUCUCUGGUAGAAGCUGAGAGAUUGCUUGAUGAUAGCCAAGAAUUGAUUGUUACUGAUGUGUAG
Messenger RNA from Camellia sinensis, 1236 nucleotides. Lineage: Eukaryota; Viridiplantae; Streptophyta; Magnoliopsida; Ericales; Theaceae. The record is from RefSeq and is a predicted model, not a curated record.